Sphenostylis stenocarpa is the source of this 261-nucleotide messenger RNA. The record is from the annotation of a GenBank genome assembly. NCBI's taxonomy places the organism in Eukaryota, Viridiplantae, Streptophyta, Magnoliopsida, Fabales, Fabaceae.
AUGGCUGAGAUCCACUGGUCUAUCCAAAUCCCUGCACGGGUUUUCCUUCUUGGUCCUUCUCACCACCAUUACACACCCAAUUGCGCUCUUUCAUCUGCAACAUUCUACGAGACGCCCUUGGGAGACCUACUUGUUGAUUUAGAAGUAAUUGAACAGCUUAAAGCAACGCAGAAAUUUGAAAAGAUGGAUAUUGGCGUUGAUGAGGCUGAACAUAGCAUGGAAAUGCACUUGCCAUAUCUUGCUAAAGUAUUUGAGAGGUAA